Molecule: messenger RNA, 434 nt
Organism: Amorphotheca resinae ATCC 22711
Lineage: Eukaryota; Fungi; Ascomycota; Leotiomycetes; Helotiales; Amorphothecaceae
Exons: 2
Coding region: 100-393 (97 amino acids)
Biological process (GO): protein insertion into mitochondrial inner membrane
Cellular component (GO): mitochondrial inner membrane
Source: RefSeq, a predicted model, not a curated record
CACAGCGUCAAUAAACUUGCAUCACAACCCAUAUUCGCGCAACGAGCACAACAAACCUACGUUUUUCUUUGACACCGAAAUAACUCGCAAACCGCAAUCAUGUCAAUGUUCGGACUCGGUCGGCCGCAGCCUUCAUCGGCCGAGAAGAUAGCUGCCGCAGAGCAGGAGAUGGACCUCAUAACAGACAUGUUCAACAAACUCCAACAAGCCUGCAUGAAGAAAUGCGUACCCAGGGAAUACCGCGAGGGCGAGAUCAACAAGGGCGAGGGUGUCUGCAUUGACCGAUGCGCUGCUAAGUUCUUUGAUGUGCAGCUGAAGGUCUCGGAAUUGCUGCAAGCUGAGGCGGCCGCUAAAGGGGCAGGUGGUGGUGGUAUGGGCUUUGGAGGCAUGUGAGGUUCUUGACUACAAGACAUGCAUCGGAGGGGAUCUAGAGG